This is a messenger RNA of Talaromyces atroroseus, 1575 nucleotides long. RefSeq lists its product as hypothetical. Lineage: Eukaryota; Fungi; Ascomycota; Eurotiomycetes; Eurotiales; Trichocomaceae. The record is from RefSeq and is a predicted model, not a curated record. Bases 1 to 1575 code for a protein of 524 amino acids. Gene Ontology annotation, molecular function: monooxygenase activity; iron ion binding; oxidoreductase activity, acting on paired donors, with incorporation or reduction of molecular oxygen. The transcript has 3 exons.
AUGUUAAGCAUUUCCGUGACAGCUUUCGUGGCUGUAUUAAUAUUUCUCCUCUAUUGCCUCAUAUACAGCCCGCUAUAUACAAGUCCCCUGCACAAAAUUCCAGGCCCAAAGGCCUACGCAAUAACGAAAUGGCGACUCGCACUCGAUGACUACCGUGGAGUUAGAACACGAUCUAUACAUGCCUUACACCAGAAAUACGGAAAAGCAGUACGAAUUAGUCCGAAUGAGGUGUCAUUCUCCUCCCUUUCUGCUUUGAAAACUAUCUACGGCGCCGGCUCGGGUUUUGAGAGAACAGACUUCUAUAGAAUGUUCGACGUCUAUGGACGCCAGAAUCUGUUCACAUUUGCGGGAGUCAAGCAGCACGCUGACAGGAAGAAGCUGCUUGCCCACGCCUACUCCAAAAGCGCUAUUCUGUCACCCAACGCAAUUGCUAAACCCCUCAUUGAGAGAAACGUUAAUAGCUACUUAGAACUCCUUGAGCGCGAAAAGUGUGUCAGUGAGGAGAUAUUUCAGAGUCUACAUUGGUUCAGUCUUGACAGUAUCACUGGGUUUCUGUAUGGUGAUCAACACGGAGGCACGCGCGCGCUUAGGGGGGAUUUAGAGCAUAGAGCCCUCCUAUAUGAUAUUAUGGACCCUAGUCGAAGAUUAUUGAGCUGGUAUGGCGUACACUUGAAAGCAUAUACGAAAUGGCUUUACACACGGACGGGACUCAUGGAGAGAAUAGUCGCCAAAUUGGGGCUGCUGCCCAUGAAAAAACCGGCAAUUUAUACAGGCAUUCGAGCCCAUGCUCUGAAGGCUUGGACUGGAUUUAAAACCACCACUGGGCCGGAGAAUUUCUCAACAACAGCAACAGCUCAAGACCCAUCCAUCAUGCAGAAGUUAUGGAGAUACAGCCAGUCCGGCAAGGGUGACCUGCUUGACGGUCUUGACAUAGCUUCUGAAGCAGCAGAUCAUUCCUUAGCAGGUAUCGAUACAACAAGCGACACUCUAAUGUUCGCAAUAUGGGUACUCUCACUCCCUGUAAACAAGAUCUACCAAGAGAGAUUAAUUCGGGAAGUCGACAAUAUUCCGGUUGUGGAUUGUAAUGCAGAAGGUGGCAAUCCCAGGGCCGAAGUAGCAGAUAAAUUGCCAUAUUUGGAUGCUAUCAUCAAGGAGACUCUUCGUCUCUAUGCACCUUUGCCGGCGUCAGAACCGCGGUCAUCCUUGGUGGACAUUGAGAUUGACGGAUAUCUAAUCCCGGCGGGCACAGUGGUUAGUAUGUCGCCAUACACACUUCAUAGAAACGCGGAGGUGUUUCCGGAGCCGUUAAAGUUUGACCCGGAGAGGUGGUUAAAUGAGGAUUGUGUGGAAAUGAAGAAGUGGUUUUGGGCAUUUUCGAGCGGAGGAAGGAUGUGUAUUGGGUUGCACCUUGCUAUGGCAGAAAUGACGACUCUACUUGCCGCUAUUUACAGACGGUACACAACAAGUGAGUGCAAACGACAACGGGGCGUAAGCCCUGGAAUCACGAGCCGGUUUGAAGUCUUUUAUGAUGAGAGUCAGCCCAGAUUUAAGAUACUGAUGGCUACAGGAGCAUGA